Messenger RNA from Meloidogyne enterolobii, 1242 nucleotides. The record is from the annotation of a GenBank genome assembly. NCBI's taxonomy places the organism in Eukaryota, Metazoa, Nematoda, Chromadorea, Rhabditida, Meloidogynidae.
UAUUUGGAAGUAAGUGAGGGAUAAGGAAGGAGAUGAGGAUAUAAGAUUAGAUUGGCAGUUAAGACGGGAUGGUGUGAUGGAGGACGCGAGGAGAGGUGAUAAAGUUACCGGGGUAGUAAGUGGGGAGGGAGGACUUUGCAUGUUCAAAUUUGGCUUAAUGGCUAUUUGGAAGUAAGUGAAGGAUAAGUAAGGAAAGGGAGGGAUGGUGUGAUGAGGAGGAUGGAGUGAUGGAGAGGAUUUAAGGAGGAAUGGUUUGAUGGAGAGACGCAAGGAGUAAGCGUGAGAAAGAUACCAAGGUAGUAAUUGGGAACCAGCGAGGGAGGGAGGUGAAGAGGCGCAUGCAACGAAAGAAAGGAUAUGGAAAUGAAGGAGAGGGAGGGUAGUAUUUUUUAGAAGGAAUCGGACGAAGUAUUGUGAACUUUUUAUUUGUGAAAUUAACUAUCUGAUCCUUUUAACAAAAGUUAUUUUUAGUAUCACAAAACCAAAAUAAAUUUAAACAGUUCGAUUAAUUACCAACCAAACUAUUCUUUGGUUCCGCAAUUUUUAAAAGAGAGAAGAAUGGAUGACAAAAGAAUUGUACAAUUUAGUGAUUUUGGAUUAGGAAAUAUUUCUGUUGAAAGUUUUGUUUUUGGAAUUUCUCGUGGGGGAGAUUUGAAUUGGCUUGAAAGAGCAUUUUUUGUUGAUAAAAUAAGAAAUAUUGUUGAUCAAUUUCCAAAAUUUAAUGUUACGGUCUUUGAUUAUGAUUCGACUAUUUAUGAUUUAAUUUUGGGAGUUAAGACUGAAAUGCUCAAAGCAGUUUUUGUAACCUUAACAUGUAUGGCUUUAAUAUGUUUUUUCGUCAUUCCCACAUUACGAUGUACAGGAAUUGCUACUUUUUCCGUUCUCUCAAUUUCAUAUACAUUGUUGGGCACACUUGGUUGGUGCGGUCAAGACAUCGACCCGGUUACAAUGAUCAAUUUGUUAAUGGCUAUCGGUCUUUCUGUUGAUUUCUCAGCUCACAUUUGUUAUCAUUUUGAUAUUUUGCAAGAAAAACAAAAAGAAAUUCAAACAGAGUCUCCAAUAAAAAAUAUUAAAAUUUUUGAACAAAAAGAAAUUGAAAAAAGGAUAGAACAAAUACUUGAGGUUGUUGGUAGGCCUAUGCUUGAGGCUGUUAUCUCAACAAUAAUUUGUAUUUUCCCUCUUUUCUUUAUCUCAAUUGAAAUUAUUGCUUCGUUUGCUAGAACUGUUUUAUUUUUAGGGUAA